CUUGUGGUCUAAAACCGAAGGAGAAAAGAAACAAUGAAGUGAAGUUCUCCGCCAUUUUUUCUACCACAAAGGCAGGAAGUGUAAACUGAGGAACUGGCAUGGCCACUGUAGCAACAAGUGGAAUAGGAGCAGGGUUAACAAAGCUCCAAGCAAACAAAGCAAAGCACAACAAAUCCCUCUUUCUGGGCCAUGGAUUCAGAAUCAAACCUUCUUCUCUACCAUGCAGCAGUAGAAAGCAGCCUCCUUUUCAAGUGUUUGCAUUAGGUGGUGGUGGUGGAAGUGAAUGGGUUCUUGAUUCCAUUCACAACCUCUUUGUGGGUGUUGGGGUUGGUCUCCCUUGCACUGUGAUGGAGUGUGGGGACAUAAUUUAUAGGAGCACACUACCAAAGUCAAAUGGGUUGACUCUUACAGUUCCUGGUGCGGUUCUUGCUUUGAGUGCUCUUUCUUAUCUUUGGGCCACACCUGGGGUUGCACCUGGUUUCUUUGACAUGUUUGUUCUUGCUUUUGUUGAGAGAUUGUUCAGACCCACUUAUAGAAAGGAUGACUUUGUUGUGGGCAAGAAGUUAGGGGAGGGAUCCUUUGGAGUAGUUUAUAGAGCAACACCGUCCAAGCCCUCUUCAAUGGAAGGUGACUUAGUCUUGAAGAAAGCUACUGAAUAUGGUGCCGUAGAAAUUUGGAUGAAUGAGCGCGUACGGAGGGCGUGUGCAAGCAGCUGCGCAGAUUUUCUAUACGGGUUUCUUGAGAGCUCUUCAAAGAAAGCUCCUGAAUACUGGCUUAUAUGGCGGUUUGAAGGGGAUGCUACCCUAGCUGACUUGCUGCAGAGUAGAGAAUUUCCAUACAAUGUUGAAACAUUAAUUCUGGGUGAGGUUCAGGACUUGCCGAAGGGAGUUGAAAGAGAAAACAGAAUUAUUCAAACAAUCAUGAGGCAACUGUUGUUUGCAUUAGACGGUCUUCACUCAACUGGCAUUGUGCAUAGGGAUAUUAAGCCACAGAACAUUAUUUUUUCUGAAGGGUCGCGAACAUUCAAAAUCAUUGAUCUUGGAGCUGCUGCAGAUCUGCGAGUUGGCAUUAACUAUAUUCCCAAGGAGUUUCUCUUGGAUCCAAGAUAUGCCGCACCAGAGCAAUAUAUCAUGAGCACACAAACUCCAUCUGCACCCUCGGCUCCUGUAGCAACUGCACUCUCACCGGUUUUAUGGCAGUUGAAUUUGCCCGACAGAUUUGAUAUCUAUAGUGCUGGUCUGAUCUUUCUUCAAAUGGCAUUCCCGGGUUUACGCACCGAUAAUGGCCUUAUACAAUUCAACCGUCAAUUAAAGAGGUGCGACUAUGACUUGGUUACUUGGAGAAAAAGCGUAGAGCCUCGAUGUGGCCCUGAACUUAGGAGGGGCUUUGAUUUGUUGGAUUUAGAUGGUGGAAUAGGAUGGGAACUUCUGACAUCAAUGGUUAGAUACAAAGCAAGGCAAAGGCUGAGCGCAAAAGCCGCAUUGACUCAUCCUUUCUUCGAUAGAGAAGGUUUGUUGGCACUGUCUUUCAUGCAAAAUCUGAGGCUGCAGCUCUUACGAGCGACUCAGCAGGAUUACGGAGAAGCUGCCAAGUGGGUCACUGAGCUAAUGGCAAAAUCAGGAACUGAGAAGGAUGGUGGAUUCACUGAAGCUCAGCUCCUUGAACUAAAAGAAAUUGAACCCAAGAAGAAGAAGAAGGCUAAUGCACAGAGAAACGCUCUAGCUUCUGCACUUAAACUUCAGAGGAAAAUCAUUAAAACCUUAAAUGAGAGUAUGGAUGAGCUCAGCAGACGCAGGAAAAGCAUUUGGUGGAGCAGGUGGAUCCCAAGAGAGGAAUGAGAAAUUGUAAAUACUUUUAUAUAUGCUCAGUUUUUUAUUUUUAAAAUUUUGUCUAUAGUUUGUAUAUCAACAUUAAUUAUAAUGUUCAGAUAGAAAAAAAAAAUUGUUUGUUGUGUAUUUAAAAAUAAAAGACACGAGACUAACUGGAAUACUACAUUACUUUUGCCAUCAACUAACUGGAAUCUUAUGGAUGCAAUUGCAAGCAUGCUUGGAUUCUUUUAACCGUUCGGGCAGACAUGCAUUUGGUUAUA
Messenger RNA from Arachis stenosperma, 2089 nucleotides. RefSeq names its product serine/threonine-protein kinase STN7, chloroplastic. The record is from RefSeq and is a predicted model, not a curated record. The coding region runs from base 99 to 1838 and encodes 579 amino acids. Gene Ontology annotation, molecular function: ATP binding; protein kinase activity. Gene Ontology annotation, biological process: protein phosphorylation. Lineage: Eukaryota; Viridiplantae; Streptophyta; Magnoliopsida; Fabales; Fabaceae. The transcript is spliced from 10 exons.